UGUCGAGAUAGCUCCUCUCAUCGCCAAAAGAUGAGAAAUGGUGCCUCUAAGAUAGUAUACCGAUUGGCAAAUGCCGGUCGACCCGCGCGGCUGGCAGUGCCAAACGGCCGCCGGUAUCUAUCAACACAGCGGGAAUGGUCGACUCCCCUGGCAAAGAGAAUCACCGAUGCAAUCAAUACUACGGGCCCGAUCUCUAUCGCUGCGUUCAUGCGUCAAUGCCUGACCUCCGAUGAAGGUGGCUACUACACAUCUCGCGGAGCACCUGGUAGCGACGUAUUCGGCAAGGAGGGAGACUUUGUAACAUCACCGGAAAUAUCUCAGAUGUUUGGGGAGCUGCUGGGAAUAUGGAUAGUGACGGAAUGGCUGUCUCAGGGACGACGCAGCAGCGGAGUCCAACUGAUGGAAGUCGGUCCUGGAAAGGGAACAUUGAUGGCAGACAUCUUGCGUUCGGUUCGGAAUUUUAAAGGAUUUGCUUCAAGUAUUGAAGGUAUAUACCUCAUAGAGGCCAGUCCAACGUUGCGUGAUAUUCAAAAACAGAAACUCUGCGGAGAAGCGCCAAUGGAAGAAUGUGAAAUUGGUCACAAGAGCACCAGUACACACCUUGGAGUACCGGUUUAUUGGACUGAACAUAUACGCUUGCUUCCGGAAGUCGAGAACAAAGCGCCGUUUAUCGUUGCUCACGAAUUCUUCGAUGCCCUUCCAAUCCAUGCGUUCCAAUCGGUCCACUCUCCUCCCCCAGAAACAAUAAACACCCCAACCGGACCAGCUACGCUUCGACAACCUCCACUACCCUUGAACGGAACACAAUGGAGAGAGCUAGUGGUCGCUACAAACCCUGAACCAACCCGCGAGUCCGAUAAGAAUGACAAGAAGCUCGAGUUCCGAUUAGCCCUUGCAAAGUCGCCUACUCCAGCGUCCCUGGUCAUGCCAGAAAUGUCUCCCCGAUACAAGGCUCUCAAAUCUACCCGCGGAUCAACCAUCGAAAUCAGCCCGGAAAGCCAUACCUACGCACAAGAGUUCGCCCGCCUUAUCGGAGGUGCCAAUCCAACUGGUAAAGACGAUUCACCGACCCGUACCCCCGCCGGUGCAGCGCUGAUACUCGACUACGGCCCAUCGUCUACCAUACCUGUCAACUCCCUUCGCGGAAUUAAGAAUCACCAGAUCGUGUCACCGUUUGCGACCCCAGGCCAAGUUGAUCUUAGUGCGGAUGUGGAUUUUACUGGACUUGCCGAGUCCGCUCUUAACGCCAGUCCUGGCGUCGAGGUGUACGGACCAAAUGAACAGGGGAGCUUUUUACGCUCACUAGGCAUUGCGGAACGGGCAGCACAGUUACUGCGCAAUGUUAAAGAUGAAACAAAACGUAAGCAGAUAGAGAGCUCCUGGCAGCGUCUGGUUGACCGGGGAGGUGGGGGAAUGGGAAAAAUAUACAAGGCUAUGGCUAUUGUUCCCGAGAGCGGAGGAAAGAGACGGCCAGUAGGCUUCGGCGGUGAUGUCCAGAUGUAACCUACCGAGCUAUUUUGUAUAUAUAAGUAUAGAAAUCUGA
Microsporum canis CBS 113480 is the source of this 1543-nucleotide messenger RNA. Its product is annotated as DUF185 domain-containing protein. Gene Ontology annotation, cellular component: mitochondrion. Bases 31 to 1503 code for a protein of 490 amino acids. Gene Ontology annotation, biological process: mitochondrial respiratory chain complex I assembly. Gene Ontology annotation, molecular function: protein-arginine omega-N symmetric methyltransferase activity. The transcript has 4 exons. Lineage: Eukaryota; Fungi; Ascomycota; Eurotiomycetes; Onygenales; Arthrodermataceae. The record is from RefSeq and is a predicted model, not a curated record.